CGCCGGCAACACUGCGAUCGACCGCAGUGCGCGGGGCGGGAGGCAGGGCGCUGUCAAAUCGAAUUAUACUCCUUGAUUUGCAAUUAUGCGUUUAUUUUACGAGAAGACGCUUAAAAAACGAAAAAAUAAAGUCGCUAAAUUAAUAUAACUGUUAAUUACCCGCGACGGUCGCCGCAGAAGCGUGAGAAGUGCAAUGUUUGGUGUUAAAAUAUGUGCCGUGUAUAAACUCUGGUUUCUAUUUUUGUUUUGUAGCUCAGUUUAACAUUAAAUAAUGUUUUUUGUGCCGAAAUGAUCUUUCGUAAGCGUUUUUAAGCAUUUAAAACAGUUCCGUGCGCUUACCGAAGCGUAAAUAAAACGAGAACGUAGAUCAAGCUUUCGAUUUCUGCCGUGCCAACUUGAAGUACAAAAUUGUCCUACUUUAGUGCCAAAAAUAGUAAAAAUAAACACAAACCAACUUCAAAAACAGUGUAAUCGUGAACGUGGCUGUGAGUCUCGCAUUAAGGCUUCCAUAGACUAUUUUUUUAUUACAAUUGAAAAAAAAAAUUAAAAAGUGAAAAUAACGCGAAUAGGUACAAGACCAAACUGACCAAAGUGUUGUCUUGACGUGUAGAUAAAUAUUAAAGUGAACAGAUUUAAAAUAUGAUCUGGAGGAUAUGAGGCGGGUGUUCGGGGUUUGCUCGGAGAGCUGGUACCUGUGCGGACAGAAUGGCUCCCCUCACGGCUCCGUGAUGUCCUGCCAGUCGCUGGCGGCGCGAGCGUUCGCGGAGCCAGACAAAUCAGAGGCGCACUGCUCUGGCUUCCACAGGUCGGUGCGGUUCAGUUCGGAGUCACGGAGCUCGACGCGCGCCUCUAACGAUGUGGACUGCAAGAGGGAGACGCCGGGGUCGAUAUCGCUGACGGCGUUGUCGCUGACGCCGGUGUCCGGCGGGGCCGCCAUGAGUCAGUCGGCGCCCUCCGGCAGCGCGUUUCCGGACGCCGACACGCCACCAUCGCCUGCCUCCUGCCGCUUUCCGAAGCUAGAAGAGUGUGCACAUUUCCACUACGAGCGCGUAUGCCUCGGCGGGCUCAGUAUAGAGCUGGGGCCGGCGCAGGAACCCGCGGACUCACCUCAAGGGGAGGGCUGGAUAUCGCUAAAGGUUCGCUCACACGUGUCGUGGCGGGACAAGUCGUCCACAAGAGCCCUCCACUGCUCCUGGUCGGAGGCGAGCGACGUCAGGGAGUGGACACUAGCUAGGAACGCGGACCACUGCCGGCAAUUAGAUGAUAUGUUGCACAGAUGCAUAUAUGACCGAAAAGUCUCUGGCCUGCCCAAUCUCACCGAGAAGAUCAACAGCUCCCUAGACGAGACGGAGUACAGGAGCCUCAUAGCGGACUAUAUGCACCAUCUGUCCAUUAUAGCGGACGACUCCAUCAACUGCGGACCAGUUCUUAAUUGGCUACAGAUGGACAACAAAGGUAAGCGUAUAAAAUUACAAUACAUUAAUGAUUAG
Cydia fagiglandana is the source of this 1490-nucleotide messenger RNA. Its product is annotated as GTPase-activating protein CdGAPr-like. Gene Ontology annotation, molecular function: GTPase activator activity. The transcript is spliced from 7 exons. The record is from RefSeq and is a predicted model, not a curated record. Gene Ontology annotation, biological process: small GTPase-mediated signal transduction. Bases 654 to 1490 code for a protein of 278 amino acids. Lineage: Eukaryota; Metazoa; Arthropoda; Insecta; Lepidoptera; Tortricidae.